AUGAGCGGCUUGUUGCCAGGAGACCUUGCUCAUUGGGGCACUAAAGCAUCUGGCGGCUGGUGGAACGAGUUGGUCGCAGUCGGCCUGUUCGCAAUCCUAGUCGGUAUUUUCUUGAUUGUUCUGAAUCGUGUGAUCGCGAAGAAGGAAGAGGACGAUCUCGAGGAAUACGUACAACGGCAACUCACCAGAUCCCGAUCAGGACAUCGAUUGGAGCGGGAUGUAGAAACCGGUGGACUGACCACUCGCCACGCCAGACGGGCGAAACAGAUGAGACAGGUGUCAUCGGACACAUGCCUUGAGAUCAAGGAUAAUGGCAAGGUCGACGGUGGCGGUUCGCCGCCACGGAGCCCACCGCCGGCGUAUACGCCGCAGGUCGCGAUCAACGACGACAAUCAGUCGACGGUCCAGUCGGCACUGUACCUGGAGCAGAUUACCGAGGAAGAAAUCAUCAGCGACCGUGUCGAGACCUCGACCACUAAUAGUCUCAGCCCAAGCUCGCCCAGCGAGACCCGAGAGUUGCUGCAAAAUGCGCGAUACUCGAAGCAGAAUGGAAACCCGCAGCAGGUUCAUCGGCCGCUUUACGUCUCUAAGAUCUAG
Molecule: messenger RNA, 597 nt
Organism: Acromyrmex echinatior (Panamanian leafcutter ant)
Lineage: Eukaryota; Metazoa; Arthropoda; Insecta; Hymenoptera; Formicidae
Source: RefSeq, a predicted model, not a curated record